UUGGGGAUAGGGGUCAAUUUGGCAUGGCGGCGCAAACAUAUAGUUACUUGUUGCGAGACGGGGAUGUCUCCGCACAUGCGCUUUUACCCUCAUCGAUUUUUCUAACUUUGACAGUUCGGCCGAUGUUUUGAGCGAACGCUCGUGUAGAAGCAAAAUAAACAGAAAUGGCUUUAGACUUUUCAGCUACAUAUAAGCUUCUAGUCUUAGGGGAUUCUAAUGUAGGCAAGACUUGUAUUGUGCACAGAUAUUGUGACGAGAGAUACUACGAUAUUUACAUAUCCACGAUAGGUAUAGAUUUCAAACAAAAGAUUAUAAAUUUGGACGGGGUGCCCAUAAAGCUUCAGAUAUGGGACACUGCCGGCCAGGAGAGAUUCCGGACGUUGACCACCGCCUACUAUAGGGGCGCCAUGGGCAUAAUACUCAUGUAUGACGUCACCAACCUUGAAUCAUUUAACCAUUUAUCGUAUUGGCUGAGGAAUAUUCAAGAGUACGCUUCGCCGGAUGUUAUAAAAGUGUUAGUUGGCAACAAAUGCGACGUGCACGAAAACCAUCGAGCAGUACCCAAAGAACGGGGUCAGAAGAUAGCUGACGACUUUGACAUGCCGUUCUUCGAGGUUUCCUGUAAGAAUGACAUCAAUAUUGAAGAAGCGUUUUUGACUUUAGCAAGAAAAAUUAGGGAAUAUAGAGACAACAAGGCGGAUGCCUUCGAGCUGAAGGAAAGAGACAGCGUGAUAAAACCAUCAGAUUCCGAGACAGACGUAUCAAAAUGUUCUUGUUAACCUAGUUUAAAUAUAUAUUUCUUUAAAAGAACUGAAAGUUGCAGCGAGCAAGUUCAAAAUAUAAUUCUACUACCUAUGUCUCAACGUUAACCACUGAAUCGAUUUAGAUGAAAAUUGGUAUGACCUACAUCUUUGAUUUAGUUAAAAAUAAUGCCAAACGUGGCUUAGAACCUAAACCUAAACAAUUAUUAACCUCAGACAUCGCAGAAGCUGUAAUCAGCUUAAAUAAUUUUUAAUGAAUCUUAUAAUUCUUAAACAGAAAAGGGACAUCUAGAUCUUGCUCGUUUGCAAUCACGUUCGAGUUAUGUACCUAUGCUUUAACUUAAGUACAGACAUUUCCUUACAUUCCACUGGAUAAAACCCGGGGAUAAUGAUAAGUCUGUAUUUAAGAUGCCAACAUUAUUGUGCGACUUGACAAAGUCUAUUGCGAAAGAAAUUAUACUACGUAGGAAAGGAAAUAAAAAAUAUAAGUAUAUAAGUACCUAAGGUAAACGUUGAACUUGAAGUUCCAGAAAUAAUCUCCUAGUGAUCUAAAAAAUCAGAAGGCAGGGCGAACAGUGCAGAUGGUCAGUUUCUGCUUAAUAUAAUAGUUACGUAGGAGAUCAUUAGGUUUAGGUAAUACGUUCAUAAGGAGGGGUGUGGUACACACAGCACAUCACACAGCAGAACCAGGGUUGCCGACAUUGCUUGAGGUAGAGUAGAAUUACUUACCCGAGCGGCUCACGUUGCUCGUAAAAUGAUGGAUGGGAUAUCUAAGAUUUAGGUUUAAACACCACGGAUGAUGACAUGAUGAUGCGACAAUCUGAUGGUGCGGCAAUACGCUGGAUGCGGCCGACAAGGAAUAGGUAUUGUUGCCAUCGUUGGGGAACGACAAUCGUCCGAUAGUGGACGUAAAAAUGAGAUCAGAAUCAUAAUUUACUUUCACAGUAAACUAUGACAAGACUCGCAGUUUAUAUUCUAAUGACAAUAGGUAAAGAGUUUAGUGUUCGCUUAGCGCGUAUUGUAUUAUCUUCUAGCUGUGCUAUCUUGCGUGUGACACCCUCGCAUGCGUAUAUGCACCGUCUAGUGUAGGUCACGUCAGUAUUAUUCAAUAAAUAAACUAGGUACCGUAAUGUACAAUACAUUACGUUUUUGCUGUUGGUAUCAUUCUCUAAGGCGAUGUAUAUAGAUAAGUUUCCACUAAAACAAUACGUUUUUUAAUACACGUAAAGUAUCAGAAUUUCACGUUUUUUGUUGUUUUUUAUUUAUAAAAAUCUAAUAAAAAUGUGGCUAACGCUAAUUCCGGAACCAUUUCCGGAAUUGGAGACCGUACGUUAUUGCAAGCCCUAAUAAAUAAGUGUUUGUCAUUUGGUUGGCAAAAAAGCUUCUUUGGAUAUAGAAUCGUAGAUACUUAUACAACAUUUCCACCGUCACUUAGAUGGUUGGCAGUCCUCAACUGUGCGUUUCUCGAGAAACUUCUUGCCUCGCACAGCUAAACUGUGGAAUGAACUGUCGCCUGCGGUAUUUCCAGAUCGAUACGACCUUCAAACCUUCAAGAAAAGGGCGCACUCCCAUCUUAAAUUCCGGCAACGUACUUAUAACCCCUCUGGUGUUGCAGGUGUCUAUGGGCGGCGGUAAUCGCUUACCAUCAGGUGAUCCGUCUGCUCGAUUGCCUCGUGUAUCAUAAAAAAAAACGAUUUACGAAACAACCACUAGAUACUGUAGUUGCUAAUAUGACGUACCUAAUGAAAUAUUUUUUUUCGAAAUAGGUACAGUUUUUUAUUUAUUGUUUUUAAGCACCUUAGUUACAAUACGAAACAGCGAAUAUCUACAUUCAUCAGCGGUGAAGUUACGAGCCUUAGAGAAUCAUACCCAGCUGCACACCUACCUACUACUUAGGUACCUGGUACCUACUUCAAGAAUUUGUCACAAGGGUUGAGUAGUCAUCCCGAUAAGUCGAGUAUAUGGAUAUUUGAAAUAAGUAAGUACAGUCAGCAUAUAUUUUCUAAUAGACUUACAAACCAAGAUAUGUCUCUAUAUGUAGGUACAAGAAUACUAGAAUCAGACAGACCAAGAUAAGUUGGCCGCGAUUUUGAUAGCCCAGCCUGUGCAAGUGUUAAGUAAACGUCAUAAUUUAAUAGAAGUUUGACGUUUAAAAUAACACUUGCAUUGUCUAGGCUGUCAACAUUGCUGCCAAAUUAUCUUGAUCUGACUCUAUUGUGGCAGUUACUUUUGAACGCGAUAGGUAUUAUAGUGGCAGAAGAUACUAUUAGUGCGUUGUUAUACGCUAAUUUUGAUCCUAUGCUGUACUACGCUACGCGUGACGUAACGUAGAAGUUAUCUCGAUUUAUAGGGGAUGAUUGGUACUUAAGACUAACGGCGACUGUUGUUUAAAUUUAAGAAAAAUAAAAAUAAGUAGGGAGCAAUGCCUAACAAGGAACACAAAUGUAAGAUGGCUUAUUGGUGUUUCAUAUUUGUAGUUAUAUUGUCGCUUGAAAAGUAUAUUUUGUAUCGUUGAUUUUUAUUUA
Molecule: messenger RNA, 3286 nt
Organism: Cydia pomonella (codling moth)
Lineage: Eukaryota; Metazoa; Arthropoda; Insecta; Lepidoptera; Tortricidae
Gene: RabX4
Product: ras-related protein Rab-8A
Exons: 5
Coding region: 165-779 (204 amino acids)
Molecular function (GO): GTPase activity; GTP binding
Source: RefSeq, a predicted model, not a curated record